UAUCCCUUAAGAGUUUGGAAUUAAACAAUGCAAUCAUCAGAUGCGUAUACUCUCCAAGUAUGUUACCUAUUAAGAGGUGUAGCAGGAAAAGGAACGCCGGUAACCCAGUGGCCAACUGAGAGGUGACAUCGAACGAUUACGCCCGCCGAGCCUCCAUUCCGUACCGGUAUCUGCGCUAGCACACACCGCGACCAGACCACGCACGCGCCUAUACCAUCCGGACUAUAGGUACGAUGCUUGCACCCAGGGGUGAGCUCUAUUGUCUUUCAAAACGAAACGCGAUGGACGCGCGCUGCAUCACAAUCAGUGUAGAGAGUUUUGGCGGCAUGUGAAUACAAAGUCGUCGUCGAUAACGCAUCGGACAGACAAAUUACUGAAGGAAGGACUAUUGGCUGAUGAAGACGUCAGUCAGACAAUUGAAGUGUUUGUGUGUUUGUGAAGGACCCGGCUGUGAUAUCCGUACAUUUUGUGCCCGAGUGAGCUAGGGAUCUGCGAUUAAAUGAAUCUAUAAACCUGUUGAUAUAACGGGCUUCACAAUGGACUCAACGAUACCGCGCGUCAUACUCAGUAUAGUUCUGGCCGCCUUGCUGCCUAUGGCGUCUCCUCACCAAGGCCAAGCCAAGGAGAACAUCCCUCACUCCAGGCAGAAGAGGAUACUCUGGAUCACCAAUGAUGGCCGGCUGGCGUUGCCUCCUGGAACGACCAUGACGAUAACGCCUUCUUUGUCGAUGCCGUUUGUAAGGCAUCCGCCGAAGGGGUUUUUGUCUAACGUCUCAAUUAAUUUUCCUUUUACAAGUACACUAAAGUACGAGGUGCAGUUUAUGAUUGAUUUCGACAAAUUGGGUCUCACGGAUAACGAGAAUCCCUACGGCACGCUGCCACCGAUCCUAGCCCGGUCCAUGGGGAGCGCUGCUGCGUCAAUGAUGGCACAAUAUGUGGGGCAGUACUUGGAGAGAAGACGGGGGAAAAGAGCAGCAGAUGUGCCUCCGGAGGUGGAGACGGCGAUAUUGGACCGAUUGCAUGGAGGAGAGAGAGCCAUAAUGUACAGCAUCGCAGAGGAUAUGUUCACGAACUUCGGGAUGGAAGGCCGGGAGUGCCUCCUGCGCGCCAUCUGCGAGAUCCACGCGCACCCUCUCACCAAUUUCGGCUUCCUCGGAGAAGUCAUGAAGCUGUUCUUUACGCCCAGCAAAUCUCCGUAUGCAACUCUGCUGUCAGAGUAUGUAGAAGCCCAGAAAGCAGGUGAAAAGGGCGGCGAAUGUUGGCCGUACUACCGGCUCUGCCCUCGAAGCAUCUUUCAACCCUCACCCAACAAAUACUCGAAAGACGCAGAGGAUCUACACAGGCGGCAAGAACACGACAACAUAGACAACAAUAUUGAUAUAGACGGAAUACGAGCGAUGUAGUGAACGGGCGAUACCAGGAUCGGAUCUAGGACAAAAGUUUUAUCUAGCCAGUGGUACAUAUUAAAACCAGUCAUCGGAUCUUAUUGGAUAUUUAAGAAAAUUUUUGUAAUAAAACUUUUGACCAACCAGAAAAGAAGAAAGGGACCCAAAAGAUUAGCAUAGUCCAAAGAGGUAGAUGUAAUGCAUACUUGUUUUCCUUCGUAUUUUCUCGGAAACGUUCGCAUUUGUCAUGCUACUUCAAUCAACCUCGGUACUUUUUGUACCGAGACUGACUGAAAUUGAAAGACGUUCGUACGUUUCCGUGUAAAUACGAAGGAAAAUAAUUAUGCACUACGUAUGAGACGUGUCAUCUCAUAAAUCUGAAUACCAAGGCUACAGCGUAUGAUGGUAUCAGUGAUGCCUCCGUUUUGAUUUUAGAAAAAUCACUCCGCUAGGUUCUAGAUUCGGUCUUGGAUAAAGUGCCAGUAGAUUGUCCCAAAAUUAGUGUAGUCUCCGACCAAAGUUGUUCGUAAUUAGUCUAAAUUAUUUAUUCAUUAGUGCCAUUCCGUGAUGCAUUUAUCUCGACACUCUUUACAGUAUAGCCGACCGUUUUGAUAUUACAUACGUUUUCAUGUACCUAUGAAUCUCUAAAUGCCUUUUAUAAAACUAGGAGUUUACUUAUCAAUUUGUCACAAGUAUGAGCUAUCUUUAUAUCGUAAAAAUUAGAAGCUCUUAAUGAAUGAGGUUUUGAAUUUCACUUUAUCUUUGUGUUAAGUAUGUUUUAUUGUGCAAAUGUUUUACUGUUGAAUUUUAAGUAAGAAUGUCAAAGUCCUACGUAGCUAGUGAUUUUUGUAAAUUGAAUAUGUUUAAGUCAUUAAAUAAGAAUAUUAUAAUAAAUGUUACUAGUAAAAUUUUA
This is a messenger RNA of Cydia splendana, 2298 nucleotides long. RefSeq lists its product as uncharacterized. NCBI's taxonomy places the organism in Eukaryota, Metazoa, Arthropoda, Insecta, Lepidoptera, Tortricidae. The transcript is spliced from 7 exons. The coding region runs from base 537 to 1403 and encodes 288 amino acids. The record is from RefSeq and is a predicted model, not a curated record.